AGAGCCCCAAGUCCCAACUAAAAUAGCCAGUUGCUGAUCGAAUCGACCAUAAUGCCAGCGCCAGUAGUAGCGGUGUGCGUCGGUGCGGCUAUUGCAGGUGUCGCUGCUUUCGUCUUUGAACCCCACAUUGCCCCCGCCAUCGAGCGUUGGGCAGAGGACUUCCUCGCCAAACGUCGUGCUCGACGCAGAGGUCCUGUUCCUUUUCCAUCCACCCGAGGGUCUGGACAUGGAGACCCAGGGCCCAGCGGUGCUAAUCCGAGGAAAGAGCCCCUGCAGGAGAAGAAGAUCCUAUCGAAUUACAAGGCUUCAAUCUCGAUUGAAUGGCGGAACCAGGUCUAUCACACCGCCCCAGGUACGGUAAUUCCCGAUACAGACGAAGGGAGUAUAUCUAACACAAUGAAUGAGUCUAUCACGUCCCUCACGCACACCCCGCUCUCACCCACUCAUUUCAUUUCCAAUGUCUCCUCCCCAAUCAUGGAAGCUCACUCCGUAUCCACCCGCACGCCCAGCCGCGCCCACUCUCGUGCCUCUUCUCGUACCGCAAAAGAUGGCGAGCGUGAGGGCAACACUUUGUUUUUCGCCCCGUCUUCGCCCUCAUCCUCUGCACCUCCCAGUCCGCCAUUUGGACCCAUCCUCCCAGAUACCCCCCGCACAAGUGCUGCUUACUCUGCCCGCCCAUUUUCUCCGGUUGUGCGCACGCCCGUGCAUUCUCGCGUACCAUCGAGCAGGCCUUCCCUGCGGCACUUGAACUCAAGCUCAAGCUCGCGCGUCGGUGUGGAUAUGCAGGGCAGGCGUGUAAACAUUGACGUCGUUGGCGAGCACGUCAACUUCAACAUCAACAGCAGCGUCAAUACGAGGAUGCAAGAGGGUAUGAGCGCAAACACUAGUGUUGUAGAUUCACUAUCAGAACGUUACCCCGCACCGCCCACUCCGCCCGUCCUGCUCUCCCCGCCUUCAUCACACACUACCUCCUCCCCAAGCACAGACAUACUGAGCCUUGGGAGCAGCGGUAGCCAGCCCGGCUCGCCAUUUGACAUGGUGUCCCCGCCUGUUCGUAUCGGUGAGGUGCACCUCCCCUCGCACACAUCCCUCUCAGGUGCUGUGAGCUCGCUAUCUCCCUUGAUGAGCGAGCACGACUUUAUGGCGUUUGGCGAGGCGUCGGAUCUGGAUGGGGCGGAAAUCUUGGCUUCGCCAAGCGGAAGUACACGUUUGCAUAAUCCGUUUACUGAUUUUGAUGAGGGGAAUGAUUCCGACAGCGGUAGUGAAGGGAGCUGGAGACGGCUGAGUGUGACAUCCCGCAGGUGAUGCUCGUCUUGAGGGGGAGUUUGUCACAUCAUCAGAAACAGGAUGGAUGGUGGUGUAGUGUGCCUUGCUCCUUUUUCUCUUCCUUUUUACUAUCUGAUUCCCUAUUUUGUCGUUAAUUCGUACUCGUGUUGUUUUGUCGCUCUUUUCCUCCGUGUUGUAUCUUUACCCUCAUUGUGAUCGUUGUGAACCCACGACAAAUCAUCGAACAUAUUUUCGACUCUUCUCCUUUGACAAAUCCAACUGACUGUGUUGCUGUAGUAAUGCCAUCUAUAUCGACUGCGACGGCACCUUGCAUGCAACACUGGAAAUGGCAC
Molecule: messenger RNA, 1619 nt
Organism: Suillus subaureus
Lineage: Eukaryota; Fungi; Basidiomycota; Agaricomycetes; Boletales; Suillaceae
Exons: 4
Coding region: 52-1305 (417 amino acids)
Source: RefSeq, a predicted model, not a curated record